UUUGUUCCUUCCCCGUGACAACUCACAGACUCUCUCUGGAUGUAAAUUAAAGAGCCGGUAUACAAAUUUUCUGUCUUUCUUUCUUUCAAAGAAUCAGGUUAUUUUGGGUUUUUGUUUCUUCAGAAAUGGAGAAGAAAACCAGUAUGGAGAACAGCAGCAAGAAGAAGAAAGUUGGGUCAAUUAGGUCCAUUUUCAUGCACGCCGACGGCGUUGAUAUAUGUUUGAUGGUGCUUGGGUUCAUCGGGUCCGUCGGUGAUGGGUUCAAUACUCCAGUGGUGUUGCUCGUCACAAGUAAAUUGAUGAACAACAUCGGUAGCUCAUCAGACCCAAAUGCUUUCACCCACAGCAUUAACAAGAAUGCAGUGGUUUUAUUGUAUGUGGCUUGUGCAUCAUGGGUUGUAUGUUUUCUAGAGGGAUAUUGUUGGACAAGAACAGGGGAGAGACAGGCUACAAGAAUGAGAGCAAAAUAUUUGAAAGCUGUGUUAAGACAGGAUGUAGGCUACUUUGAUUUACAUGUCACAAGUACUGCAGAGGUCAUCACAAGUGUCUCCAAUGAUAGUCUCGUAAUUCAAGAUGUUAUAAGUGAAAAGGUACCGAACUUUUUGAUGAACUGCUCCUUAUUUUUUGGGAGUUACGUGGUUGGAUUUAUAAUGCUAUGGAGACUGGCGAUUGUGGGUUUUCCAUUUGUUGUCCUUCUAGUGAUUCCUGGUCUGGUUUAUGGAAGGACUUUGAUGGAGAUCGCUAGAAAGAUCAGAGUGGAAUACAACAAGGCAGGGACAAUAGCAGAGCAGGCAAUAUCUUCAGUCAGAACAGUUUACGCCUUUGUUGGCGAAAAGAAAACCACCACUGAAUUCUCCGAAGCUCUACAAUGGUCAGUGAAACUGGGUCUGCGACAAGGUCUGGCGAAAGGUCUUGCCAUUGGAAGCAAUGGCGUCACUUUCGCUAUCUGGGCUUUCAUGUGUUAUUAUGGCAGCAGAAUGGUGAUGUACCAUGGCGGACAAGGAGGAACAGUGUUCGCCGUUGGCGCUGCAAUUGCUGUUGGUGGACUGGCAUUGGGUGCGGGUCUAUCCAACUUGAAGUACUUCUCCGAAGCAUUCUCAGCUGGAGAAAGAAUAAUUGAAGUAAUGAGGAGAAUACCCAAAAUUGAUUCAGAAAACAUGGAGGGUGAGACCCUAGAGAAUGUGACAGGUGAAGUGGACUUCAGGCACGUAGAAUUCGCAUACCCAUCAAGACCAGAGAGCAUAAUCUUCAAAGAUUUUUGUCUCAAAAUUCCGGCGGCGAAGACGGUAGCAUUGGUGGGUGGUAGUGGGUCUGGAAAGUCCACAGUGAUUGCUCUGUUGCAGAGAUUUUACGACCCACUUGGAGGUGAAAUACUGCUGGAUGGGGUGGCUAUUGACAAGCUGCAGCUCAAGUGGGUUAGAUCCCAGAUGGGUUUGGUGAGUCAGGAGCCUGCACUGUUUGCUACAUCGAUCAAAGAGAACAUACUUUUUGGCAAAGAAGAUGCCACAAUUGAUGAGGUGGUUGAUGCUGCAAAAGCUUCCAAUGCUCAUAAUUUCAUCUCACAGUUGCCUCUCGGUUAUGAUACUCAGGUCGGUGAAAGAGGAGUUCAAAUGUCAGGAGGACAAAAGCAGAGAAUCGCAAUCGCCAGGGCAAUAAUCAAGGCCCCCCGAAUCCUUCUCCUCGACGAAGCCACCAGCGCGUUAGACUCCGAAUCGGAAAGAAUCGUACAAGAGGCGCUCGACAAGGCAACCGUAGGCCGGACCACCAUAGUCAUCGCCCACCGCCUCUCCACCAUCCGCAACGCUGACGUCAUUGCCGUAGUCCAGAACGGUCAGGUCAUGGAGACCGGGUCCCACGACGAGUUAAUCCAAAACGACGACGGUUUAUACACGUCCUUAAUUCGUCUACAACAGACGAACAAACAAGACGACAUUUACAAUCCCUCUUCCUCGAUUUCGAAUCUGGAUAUGAACAACAGCAGCAGUCGCAGACUUUCAUUUGUAAGCCGUUCGAGUUCCGCGAAUUCAAUGGCACCGAGUCGUAUUUCACUGAGCGGAGGAGAAGGAUUUUGGAUCGAAGAGCAAAAGUACCCUGUCCCGUCAUUUCGGAGACUAUUGGCUAUGAACCUUCCAGAGUGGAAACAAGCGUGCUUGGGAAUUUUCAGUGCGACAUUAUUCGGUGCGGUACAACCACUCUAUGCAUUCGCGAUGGGGUCCAUGAUUUCUGUGUAUUUUCUUCCAAGUCAUGACGAGAUUAAGAAGAAGACCAGAUUCUAUGCACUGUGCUUCUUGGGCUUGUCUGUUUUGUCCUUGCUCAUCAAUGUUGGGCAGCAUUACAAUUUUGCUUAUAUGGGUGAGUUCUUGACUAAGAGGAUUAGAGAACGCAUGCUCUCCAAAAUUCUAACUUUCGAAGUGGGGUGGUUCGACCAAGAUGAGAAUUCUACUGGUGCUGUCUGCUCUCGACUUGCUAAAGAUGCCAAUGUGGUGAGAUCGCUGGUGGGGGAUAGAAUGGCUCUCGUUGUACAAACCAUAUCAGCCGUCACAAUAGCAUUUACAAUGGGCCUGGUCAUUGCAUGGAGGCUGGCUAUUGUGAUGAUAGCGGUCCAGCCCAUCAUCAUAGUUUGCUUCUACGUUCGUCGAGUCUUGCUAAAGAGUAUGUCGCAGAAGGCAAUUAAGGCCCAAGACGAAUGCAGCAAAGUUGCAGCCGAGGCCGUCUCCAAUCUCCGAAUCAUCACCGCCUUCUGUUCACAAGGCCGAAUCAUGCAGAUGCUCCAAAAGGCCGAGGAGGGCCCAAGACGUGAGGCUAUAAAACAAUCUUGGUAUGCGGGCCUUGGGCUUGGGUUUUCGCAAAGCCUAACAUCUUGUACUUGGGCCUUGGACUUCUGGUAUGGUGGGAAGCUCAUUUCAGAAGGCCACGUCACUCCUAAAGAGCUCUUCCAGACCUUUAUGAUUUUGGUGAGUACGGGUCGGGUCAUAGCCGACGCUGGAAGCAUGACCACGGACCUCGCUAAAGGCUCCGACUCUGUCGGGUCCGUGUUUGCUGUAUUGGACCGGGUCACAAAAAUUGAGCCCGACGACCCAGAAGGGUACCGGCCCGAGAGAAUAAAGGGCCAUGUAGAGUUAAAAUAUGUGGACUUCGCGUACCCGGCUAGGCCCGAUGUGAUGGUCUUCAAUGGAUUCUCGAUCAAGAUCGAAGCAGGGAAAUCAACGGCGUUGGUUGGACAGAGUGGGUCCGGGAAAUCGACCAUCAUUGGAUUAAUCGAGAGAUUCUAUGAUCCACUCAGGGGCACAGUAAACAUCGACGGCAAAGACAUUAGAUCGUAUAAUCUACGGUCGGUUAGGAAGCACAUCGCACUUGUCAGUCAAGAACCGACGUUGUUCGCCGGAACUAUAAGAGAGAAUAUUGUAUACGGAGCGUCCAAUAAAGUCGAUGAAUCGGAGAUCAUCGAAGCAGCGAAGGCAGCGAACGCUUACGAUUUCGUUUCAGGAUUAAAGGACGGGUUCGAGACAUAUUGCGGGGACAGAGGAGUGCAGCUCUCAGGAGGCCAGAAGCAACGCAUUGCGAUAGCGCGUGCGAUACUUAAAAACCCGGCAGUGUUACUAUUAGACGAGGCUACCAGUGCGCUUGAUAGUCAGUCAGAGAAAGUGGUGCAAGACGCGCUUGAGCGCGUGAUGGUGGGGAGGACUAGUGUGGUAGUCGCUCACAGAUUAAGUACAAUACAGAACUGUGAUCUGAUUGCUGUGUUGGAUAAAGGGAGAGUGGUGGAGAAAGGGACCCACUCCUCUUUGUUGAGUAAGGGUCCCACAGGAGCUUACUACUCUCUCGUCAACCUUCAAAGGACACCAUCGCAGUCACAUAUGACAUAAGUCAAAGAGAGGAAGAGCUGGGAAAAAUAAUAUCUGAAGAGAAGUGGAUCUUUGUAUAAUAUGAGAGCUUCAAGACUCGAGUGCAGAGUCAUAGAGAGAACCAAGAAUUAAACUCUCAUUGUCUUUGUGAUCAAAAUAAGCGUAACGUUAUAAUUUUGUAAUAAAUUUGUUAAUAUUUUCUAUGUUCAAAGUUCAAUAUCAACAUUAUUUGCAUCCCAUAA
Molecule: messenger RNA, 4087 nt
Organism: Tripterygium wilfordii
Lineage: Eukaryota; Viridiplantae; Streptophyta; Magnoliopsida; Celastrales; Celastraceae
Product: ABC transporter B family member 15-like
Exons: 7
Coding region: 126-3866 (1246 amino acids)
Biological process (GO): transmembrane transport
Cellular component (GO): membrane
Molecular function (GO): ATP hydrolysis activity; ATP binding; ABC-type transporter activity
Source: RefSeq, a predicted model, not a curated record